This is a messenger RNA of Pomacea canaliculata, 684 nucleotides long. RefSeq lists its product as uncharacterized. The transcript has 6 exons. NCBI's taxonomy places the organism in Eukaryota, Metazoa, Mollusca, Gastropoda, Architaenioglossa, Ampullariidae. The record is from RefSeq and is a predicted model, not a curated record. Bases 103 to 684 code for a protein of 193 amino acids.
CUCAGGUUUGGCAGUUUCCAUCUGACUCAGUGCUGAGGAGAAGCAAAAUGGGUUUUCUGUCUGCAACUUACUUUGUUGUAUGAAAGGAAGCCAUCUCUAGCCAUGUCUGGACCUCAGCCACCUUCAUCACAACAGGGAAAGCCCCGGAAAGGAGGAGGUGGACAAGGUUCUAGAUGUGGUGGCCGGGUCAUAGUUCACCUACACGCCGUGACCGAUGAACAGGCUGCGCUACUUAUGGAUACAGUGAAUGCGCGUCCACUGGAGGAGGUCAAGAAGAAGACAGGCGCUGAUGUACACUUUGACCCCAACCCGUCACCUGUACCAGGUAUGAAGAUUGUCAUCAUCCGCGGUGUCCCAUCUCAGAUCGAGGAGGUCGUCAGGCUCAUCAGGCAGAUGACUGGUAGUCAGGCAACACUCGCAGAAGAAGUUCAGACAUUCUGGCUCCAGUGGGUUGAGGCCGCGUACCCUGACCUCGAGUCUCGCGCCUACUUCCUGCCUCCUGUCUACUUCAACCGCGUGCCGAUGACCACAGAGACAGUUGCUGGUCAGGAUUUUCAGGAGGAUAUUGUCAAGAUGAGAAAAAAGCUGAAAGACGCCGUGUCACAGGACAAUGCUGGAAAGGAGGCCCUGGAGGAGAAAGUUCUAGAGGCGGCGGAAGAGUCGAAGUUUACCUACACGCCGUGA